AUGGAGCACUCAGGUCGCGGUGUGCUGUCGCCAGCGCGGCGGUGUAGCUCGGUGCCGAGGAAUCUGGAGGGAUCACGCAGCAGUCCGAGCUCUUUCUACGCCUUCCCGUCCACCCUCAACGACAUCCUGUUCGGUCCCCGACAGCGCCUCACCAAGUACGCAGACGGCAUGCAGGCCUUGCCGUACGCCAGCUCGGCACCCACUAUCGAGGAGGCAGAGGUCGCCGCUGCCGGUCCACUCGCCGACGCACGAGCAGAAGACGCGGCCGCCGCAACAGCCACCGAGGCCGUCAAGUCGCGCUCCCGGGAAGCAGCAGCGAAGCAGGCGGCGAAGGAAAAGGUCGUGACGGUGGCACCGGCCGAGCAGGAAGCCGCCAGCAAACCUCUCGAAGAGGACUCUGCUGCGGUCUUGGCUGUUGCUCCAGUGGAGACUGAGAGCGCGGCGACAGCGCAGAUAGGGGCGGACGCGCCGGACGACGCUGCAGCGCCCACUGCAGCCCACGAGGCUGAAAGCAUGGCAAAGGAAGAGGAGGGUGGUAAAACGGACGCCUCGCUCGACUACGUUGCCAAUGAGGCACCGUCACGUACCUUCAUAGUCGUCACCGCCGACGAGGCGGAGGAGGACACCGCCACAACGGAUGACGCUGCUGCUGCUCCUGCUGGGGAAGUAGCAAACAGUGCCGGCAGGGCCGACGCGAAGACAGUGCCCGAGGCGGCUGCAGUAGAGCAGGAGGAGGGAUGUGAGACCGCUGAGGAAGCACAGAGGUCGUCCGAUGCCGCCGAGAGGGUAGGCGCGGAAGAGCGGGAGACCGCCACGGUGCCGCACAACCACGGCCGGGAUGAGGCGACUGCGGUGGCGGCGGAGCCACCGCAACUGUGCACCACGUGUGAGAUGGUGGCCUUUGAUGCGGCGCAUAUCGCCGCGUGGAUGAUGAAGUACCGCCAUGAAACGGCGUACGUCCCUCCCGGGGUGCAGCGCUUCGUGCACGAGUUCAACGAGCGAGCGGCCAAGUUCACGCCGCUGCGGAUGGGUGGCACGAGCCCGACGCCGAGUGCCAUAGGAACUGCCGCAAAGAAGGGGAAGAAGGUCAGUCUAAGCCUCAGCUCCGUCGGCAGCUCGAAGACUGGGGUCGGCGCGCUGGCAGACCUGCCCAGCCGGGACGGCGGCGGGUUCAGCUCCUCUGCUGCCCUGCGCACCGGCACCAGCGUCGCAGUGAAAAAGUCGAAUGCGUUGGAGGCGCUCGGUGAUGUGUGGGAGGGCCGCCAGGAGGCACCGAUCUCGCUCGCGCAGGGCUCGCUGCGCCGCCGGGGUCUGUUCGGCGAAGUGGAGAAGAAGAAGAUCCACCACAUGGUGGUGGCGGUGCUGAACAAGGUGACCACCGACCCGGUCAAGUUUCGCGAAGUCAAGAACGAGCUGCUGCGCCUACCCAUCCCCGAGGCAAACGCGGAGCAGAUGACGAAGAUCGUGGACGCCUUCUUCACCAAGGCGGUGCGGGAGCAGCACUUCAGCCACAGCUACGCCGACCUCAUCGCGGCCCUCUGCAAGGUGCCGCAAGGACAGCACAUCGUCGGUGACAAGACACAGAGCCUUGAGUACCGUCUGCGCAUGGCAUUGCUGAAGCGCUGCCAGGCCGAGUUUCUGCAGAGUAUCCGAGCCGAGGAGACGGACGCGUCCAGUCCGACGACGAUGGCGACGGCGGCGGACGACAUGUCCUCCCCGCUGGUGUUCGCCAUCGAAGGCGCUCAGGCGAUCGGCGGCGAGACGGAGAAGGAGCGUCGCGACCGCAUGUGUGGCAACGUCCGAUUCGUGUGCGAGCUGUUCCUGCGCGAUAUUGUCGCCGCUUCUGUUAUUUCCGUCAUCUUCCGUAUCUGCUGUCUCGGCUCCGAGUUCGGGGAGUUUGCCGUGCCGCCGUCGUACACACCAACGGAGUCGCAGGUGGACGAAAUCAUCACCGUCGUAAAGACCGCCAAGGAGCGCUACUUUGUACACUCCGCAGAGGGGCGCCGGAUGCUGCCGCAGCUGCUGAGCCAGCUGGAGUACUGGGUGAAGCACUAUGCCAUCAGUCGCUGCCGCUUCGUGCUCAUGUCUACGGUCGAUGGCCUGCGUGCCAUGCUGCCCAAAGAGCCGGCCUCGCCGAUGAUGAGUGGUACGCCGAGUGUGGCGGCUUUCGUGACGCCUCAGCUGACGCACAUCUCGCCGACGCAGUCGCCGCCGCCUUGCGACGUCUCUGAGCAGGGGGUGGUCUCCGCAGUCUCACCCGCCCCACUGUCGGUUGCAGCGGCAUUACCAGUAGUCACUGCGGCAGACGCGAGCGGGCAGCUGUCGAUGAGCUCCACGAUGGUGGGUGGGCAGCCUCUGCCAGCACCACGCAGCAAGCAGGUGGGCAGUGUGAGUCAUAGUGACUCGGCCGGCUCGAUCAACGGCAUGGCGGCCACCGAGUCUCCUGUUACUGGCGCCAUCACACGCCCCAUCGUCACGCUAACGUCGCGGUCAACUCUUCAGCACGUGCGCCCUGAGGCUAUCGCAAAGCUGAUGGCGGCCUUCUCCAGUGGCCAAUGCAGCGCCGACGAGGUGGCCGUGCAGCUCUUCGACACGUAUGGCAAUGUGCUGCCGGCCCUCGGGGCGUGGAUGGACCGCUGCCUCUCCGUUGUCAAGGAAGAGAAGACACGCAAGCAGACCGGCGCCGUUCUUGUUGCCUGCGUAGAGCAGCUGACGGCGCACACGAACGCGAGCAGCGAGGAGGCGGCGGAGACGGUGGCAAUGUGUCGCGAGCAGCUGCACGAGGCAGCCGUGGAGGCCCUGCAGCGCGCCAUCGAAGGUAAGCUCUACGAGGACCUCCACGUCUUUCAGUUCUGGGCACAGCUCGUCCUGUCCGACCACGCGCGUUUCGUCUACGACGAGGAGCUGUUGAAUGAGGGCCUCGAGCUGCUCGUGUACACUGCUCCACCCGCCGUGCGCAGCUACCUCGUCGAAGUAGGAAAAUACAUGACAAAUGUACUCGUCGCCCCGGAAAAGUUGCCGUGGCAGGCGUCGACGGAGGCACAGUGCUUUGUGCGGUACCGACCGCUGCUUGUGCUGCACAGUCUCGUGAUGCCCGGCGGCCCCAGCGAGGCGCAGGCGCUGCUCGAUAACAUCGUCAGCUUUAGCGACGUGCGACAGCAGUCGCUGGAGUUGCGGCUCUACCACGCCUUCCGCACCGGCUCACCGUCCCGAGAGGUCAUCUUCGAGCAGCUGCGCACGUCACCGCGGACGACAAGCCGCGACUCGACGCUUGCUGCGGAGGUGCUUAGCGCGCUGCUCAUCGCAGAGCUGUGCUCCAACGGUGAUGCACUCGUGGAGGACAACAUGGACCUCCUUCAAAUCACCGUCGACGGCGUGACACGCGCGGAACGCGAGAUCGCCAUUGUGACCGAGGUCUACGAGAUUCUCCGCUACACGCCUCGCCCCAUGAUGAUGUCGGCCGCGGCCCGAGUGCUGCGCAAAUUUGUGUGCAUGCACAUCGUGUCCGACGAGACGAUGGAGCGGGCAGAUCGCUUUUACGAGGCGGAGCGCGACGGUGCCAUCGAGAAACCAACCCAAGAGGGCGUCCGCACGCUUGCUGCGCCGCCGAGCGCCGAGCUCCCGCGUAUUAUGGAUCGCCGCGGCACCGAUGACGUCCUGCUCAGCGGCAGCAUUUCUAUGCGCUCCGUGAACGGCGCAGUGGCUACGAAUAGCAACGGCAACGGCAACAACGGUGGCGGUGUUGGCGGGGGAACGGGGUCUGUGGAUGGAUUGCAGAGCUCCAACGCCAGCAGCUUCGGUGAGUUCCGCCCCCGCGACAGCCACCCACCGCGCCGCGAUGCAGACAGCGAGCACACCAGCAGCCGCCACUCGCAGCGGCAGCUGUCACCACGGCGGAGCAACCAGAGCAACAGCUCCUUCCAGACGGCACGCGGCGGCGAGGACAACAGCAAGCGACUGUACCGCAACUCCUACAAGAACCGUCGGCGCAGCCAAGGUGAAGGCGGAAACGAGCGGCAGUCCAGGGCAGGGGGCAGCAAAGACGAAUCGCCGCAGCAGCAGCCCACAGGGUCGUUGUCGACGUCAUCGAACUACGCUAGUAGUCGCGAUGGUAGCCGCCACGGCGGUGGGGGGGGCCGUUACGACCGUCAGCACGGCGGCUCGCGCGCCGGGCGAGGCAGCGGCCACUUUGACCGUGGUCGUGGCGGUAGUGGUGGUGGCCGCGGCAACGGCACCGCACUUCAUCGAGGGAGUGGCGGCGGUGGCAAGGCUGAGUAA
This is a messenger RNA of Leishmania major strain Friedlin, 4278 nucleotides long. RefSeq names its product putative eukaryotic initiation factor 4a. Gene Ontology annotation, molecular function: mRNA binding; protein binding; translation initiation factor activity. NCBI's taxonomy places the organism in Eukaryota, Euglenozoa, Kinetoplastea, Trypanosomatida, Trypanosomatidae. The coding region runs from base 1 to 4278 and encodes 1425 amino acids. The record is from RefSeq and is a predicted model, not a curated record. The transcript has a single exon. Gene Ontology annotation, cellular component: eukaryotic translation initiation factor 4F complex.